AUGGAGCCCUUCCUCGGCUGCACCGGCGCCGCGCUCCUGCUCUGCUUCAGCUACGCCGGUCUGCGCCCGGUGGAGGCAGACAGCCCGUCAGCUCCAGUAAAUGUCACAGUCAAACACCUGAAAGCCAACUCGGCCGUUGUGACUUGGGAUGUUCUGGAAGAUGAAGUUGUCAUUGGAUUUGCCAUUUCCCAGCAGAAGAAGGACGUGCGGAUGCUGCGCUUCAUCCAGGAGGUGAACACCACCACCCGCUCCUGUGCCCUCUGGGACCUAGAGGAGGACACUGAGUACAUUGUGCAUGUCCAGUCCAUCAGCAUCCAAGGCCAGAGCCCUGCCAGUGAGCCAGUCCUCUUCAAGACCCCCAGGGAAGCUGAGAAACUAGCCUCUAAAAAUAAAGAUGAAGUGACAAUGAAAGAGAUGGCGAAGAAAAACCAACAGCUGCGAGCGGGGGAAAUUCUCAUCAUAGUUGUGGUGUUGUUUAUGUGGGCAGGGGUGAUCGCCCUGUUUUGCAGACAGUACGAUAUCAUCAAAGAUAAUGAGCCAAAUAACAGCAAGGAGAAAGUCAAGAGCGCCUCGGAGAACAGCACUCCCGAGCACCAGAGCGGAGGGCUCCUCCGCAGCAAGUUUCCAAAAAACAAGCCCUCAGUGAAUAUCAUCGAAGCGUGACAGCCUGCCAUCUGAUAGAUGGACUCCAUUCCUCACUCUCACUUUCUGCCUCUGAGCCUUGAUGACUAGGGAGGUGAAAUAUUGUUGGAGCAAUUUGAAAAUAGACCUAGUGACUGUCA
Molecule: messenger RNA, 782 nt
Organism: Gavia stellata (red-throated loon)
Lineage: Eukaryota; Metazoa; Chordata; Aves; Gaviiformes; Gaviidae
Gene: FNDC5
Product: fibronectin type III domain containing 5
Exons: 6
Coding region: 1-663 (220 amino acids)
Biological process (GO): positive regulation of brown fat cell differentiation
Molecular function (GO): protein binding
Source: RefSeq, a predicted model, not a curated record